UGUGUGAGUGUGUGAGUGUGUGUGUGUGUGUGUGUGUGUGUGUACGCUGAAGCGAGGUAAGGAUCCCAACUACACCCUGUAAACUAUUUUUCCUUUUGAUUACAAGAAGCCUCAGAUCACCCGGAGCUCGUUUGAAAUGUGGGUUUGUACACGGUUAAAGCAGACAAACAAUAAGAGAAAUGCACAAUUUCAUUUCAACAGCCGUUGCCUGGUAGAAAGCACAGGCUCCUUGUGGCUCCUAAGUGGCUGUCACUGUCGGUGCCUGAUACAGUUAUAUUCGCAACAACAACAACGAAGUGUGCGGAGGAAAUUAAAUUAUAUGGAAAUUAAUACCAGCUGACUGCUUCAAACAAAUGUCUGUCACCGCGAUUAUUCUCCAGGAACCUAUUUAUAAACCAUGAAAAGAAACAGGUUCUUGCAGCAAAAGACAGCACCUUCUGCAUUUCUGUGUUAUUUAUACUGUAUACAGAGGAACGCGCGGGCAUAAUUUAACAUACAAAUGCUCAGUUGUAUACAUUAUAUAACAGCUUGUUAGACGUCCCCAAGAGGAGGUGUUCCCGAGUGAUGCGCAUAUAUUCAGGGCUGGCAAUCUGGGUCCGGGCGUGGAGGAGGGAGGGAAACCACCUAGGGGCCAGCGAGCCUCUUGUCUUUCUCCGCCUUGAAAGGUGCCUACCCUCAGACAAUAGCUGGCCCUUUUGAUCUUCUCCACACCCGCGAUGGGAAAGGUGAGGCGUUCAGUGCGCAUGUCCGGGUAGCUACAGGUGCAUCACCUGCGCUGUCCUAGCUGGUGGUCACUAUAAGAGCGGCUCCCACGCGCCGGUCGCGGCCCGGCGAGUGCGUGCGCGCGCGCAGACGCACGGCGCCGCCGAGAGGGAGAGCGCGCGUCAGACAGACGGAGACAGCUGAUGCCUGUCAGCGCGGCUGGCCCGCGAGCUCUCGCGAGAGCUCCCCGGACCGGCCGCGAGAAUUGGGGCUCAGGUGUAAGAGGAGUGCAUCCCGUCGGCGCACGGGGCUAGAGCUCGCGGAGAAGUGGGAUCGCAAGGCCGGUGCGCGGCGAUCUGCGCGGUCAAAAGGAGCGCAGGGCGAGAGCGGCGGCGGCAGAAGCAUCAGCGGCCCCCGGCGCUUGCGCCGCCUCCGCGCCGCCAGCCGCCGCGGCUGCAGCCUCCGAAGGGAGGCCGGGGGAGCCGGCGUGCGCACUUUCCCGCGGACUUUCGGAGUGUUUGUGGAUUUACAUGCUAAGCCAUCAAGAUGAUGUCCAUGAACAGCAAGCAGCCUCACUUUGCCAUGCACCCCACGCUCCCUGAGCACAAGUACCCGUCGCUGCACUCCAGCUCCGAGGCCAUCCGGCGGGCCUGCCUGCCCACGCCGCCGCUGCAGAGCAACCUCUUCGCCAGCCUAGACGAAACGCUGCUGGCGCGGGCCGAGGCGCUGGCGGCUGUAGACAUCGCCGUGUCCCAAGGCAAGAGCCACCCGUUCAAGCCGGACGCCACGUACCACACGAUGAACAGCGUGCCCUGCACGUCCACGUCCACCGUGCCGCUCGCGCACCACCACCACCACCACCACCACCACCAGGCGCUCGAGCCCGGCGACCUGCUGGAUCACAUCUCCUCGCCCUCGCUCGCGCUCAUGGCCGGCGCGGGCGGCGCAAGCGCGGCGGGCGGCGGCGCCCACGACGGCCCGGGGGGCGGCGGCCCGGGGGGCGGCGGCGGCGGUGGCCCUGGAGGCGGCGGUGGCGGCCCUGGGGGCGGCGGCGGCGGUGGCCCGGGGGGCGGCGGCGGGGGCCCGGGCGGCGGGCUGCUGGGCGGCUCGGCGCACCCGCACCCGCACAUGCACGGCCUGGGCCACCUGUCGCACCCGGCGGCGGCGGCCGCCAUGAACAUGCCGUCGGGGCUGCCGCACCCGGGGCUGGUGGCGGCGGCGGCCCACCACGGCGCGGCGGCGGCGGCGGCGGCUGCAGCGGCCGGGCAGGUGGCGGCGGCGUCGGCGGCGGCUGCCGUGGUGGGCGCGGCGGGCCUGGCGUCCAUCUGCGACUCGGACACGGACCCGCGCGAGCUCGAGGCGUUCGCCGAGCGCUUCAAGCAGCGGCGCAUCAAGCUGGGCGUGACGCAGGCCGACGUGGGCUCGGCGUUGGCCAACCUCAAGAUCCCGGGCGUGGGCUCACUCAGCCAGAGCACCAUCUGCAGGUUCGAGUCUCUCACGCUCUCGCACAACAACAUGAUCGCGCUCAAGCCCAUCCUGCAGGCGUGGCUGGAGGAGGCCGAGGGCGCGCAGCGCGAGAAAAUGAACAAGCCCGAGCUCUUCAACGGCGGCGAGAAGAAGCGCAAGCGGACUUCCAUCGCCGCGCCCGAGAAGCGCUCCCUUGAGGCCUACUUCGCCGUGCAGCCCCGGCCCUCGUCCGAGAAGAUCGCCGCCAUCGCCGAGAAACUGGACCUCAAAAAGAACGUGGUGCGGGUGUGGUUUUGCAACCAGAGACAGAAGCAGAAGCGGAUGAAAUUCUCCGCCACUUACUGAGGGGGGGGAGAUGGGAGGGACCGGGCGGGGCAGAGCUGGGGGCAUUUUGCCGGGAGGGGGGCCUUCCCCGAGCCUGCUUACCACCAUCACCCCCCCUCCCCCGGAUUUACAGCGGCCGUUAUCCUGCUUGCAUUUGAGGAGUCCCUCCUCGAGCGCUCCUUCUCCACCUCCCCUCUGCUCUCCCCGUCCUUACCCUCCCCAGCCUAAAGGACUGGGUGCCCAGUGUGUAUGCGGGAGAGUAGGUUGGACGUGAAGCGGGAGCACUUGGGGGAGGAGCAGUGGGGGGAAGGAAAGAGGAGACUGGAGAAGGGGGUUUGAGGAGCAGGAUGGUUCUUGGGGUGAGGGUGGGGGGAGACGGGAAGGGUAGGGAAAUGGACUGUUUUUGACCAGAGACACUUAUCAGAAUAUCCUGGGGACCAAGGAACAAUGUACAAAAAACCUACCAACCACCAAAAACUAGACAAAUAAAGACAAACUAAAACAAAACAGAACAAAAGCAAAGAAAAAAAAUACUUUAGAAAUGUAACUCCAGAGAGCCGUAUUCUGCAGCUUCAUUCCAUCCCCCCCCCCCCACCCCACAACCCUAAGGAAGAGAAAAAAAGAGCACCACAAUUAUUACCACCGCCCCAACCUUACGCACAUGAACUGAGUCAAAGACCAAAAAACCAAACGAACCCGAAGGUGAAAUUCUGGGUAGCAAAGCUAGUUGUUCUGUCUCCGUGUUUAAUUUUCUCUCUAAGUCUUACACCCCAUCCAAACCCUCUUUGAUUUAUUUUUUCUUUUUCAAUAAGACUCCUCCGGUGACUGCUCUCCAUUGCCAGAAAGGAAGUGGGAGGCCAGCUGAAAGGAAGGAGGUGGGUGGGGGUAGUGGCUGCUUGUUUAGGUGAAAUCCAAGUUUUCCAGUGACCCAGCCUAUAUACUCCUGUGGCCUGAUUGGUCGGUGAGGGUCUUUAGGGAGAGAGCUGACUAAGAAGCAGAAUUUUAGAGGCUCUGAAAUAAAUAUUUAUUUAGGAAAAUAAAACAAUUGAAGCCAGGUUUUUCUCUUUCCAUAUGUGCUCUUAUUGCUAAGAUUUAGAAAACAGACCAUUUCAAAAUAAGCUUUUCCCUCCACUCAUAGAACGUGCUUGCCCUUUUAUUUAUUUUUCUAAGUGGCUUAUUUUAAACUACUGUUUGUUUUUUUUCUCUCUAUUGAUUCAAAUAGAUUGAUGGGGUAGCAGACAGUAGGAGAGAUACUCUGACCCGUUUUCUCCACAGAUCAAGACCCAUCUUACUCUUCUAGGUCCCCUUCUCUUUUGGAGAACAUGAAAUCAUUGAAAUAGUGAGAAGAUUCUGCUUUCACUUGGAGCAGGACUUGGCUGUGAGAAAAUCAGCUAAAUCCCAGAUGAGAGAAAGACAGGUUUAAAGCCCUCCAUUUCUUUCAAAAGGGUCUGCAUGUUGGGAGGGGGGGAAGCAGAACAACUGUUUCAUUAUUAUUACUAUCCAAAAGUAAUUUAUUGCUGGGGAUAAAUGUUGGGUAGCAAGAACUUUAAUUUGCACUAUCAGUCUCCCAAAUAGAAAAUCAUGUAUAGUAUUUCAUAGUAAUAAUCAAGGUACUUUAUGAACUGCUGAUGGAUUAAAAAGAGAAAACAAUUGAAGGUGGUUAGGUAAAAUGCCUGCUUGGUGCACAAGACACCCUUGAUCUUGACUGGGUGGAGAUGGUUUAUUACCAUCCUUUAAUAAGAACUAAAAAACUGAGAACAGAUAAGAAAGAGUGAAACCAUGCAUGAUCUGAAAGGUGCAGGAAGAAACACAACUAGAUCUCACUCUGGUUAGGCAUUAUUUAUUUAAUUACGUUGUAUAUCAUUGUUUGCAGCGCAAACAUUCUAUGCAUUUGAAACUGAGCACUAAACUGGGCUAGCUUUCUGAUAGACCGUUUUGUGGAUAGUGUGAUUUCACAGUCGACUGCCUGUUUUCACCGAAAACACAACAUUCUUGUCAUAUUCUUGAAUUUAGAGGAAAAGGAAAAAAGGAAGAUUACUGUAAAUAUUUUCUUGAACGCACACACUCACACAGUGGUUACAAACUGCCAGUGUUAAUCCUGAAAUGCCUCACGGAUUGAUCUACCUGUCCAUGGAUGUCUGCUGAGCUUUUUCCUUGGUUAUGUCUUUGCUCUAUUAUCUUUCCCUCCUCCCUUAUCAGAACCACUUUUGUGCACCAAAAUACAACAGAGAGAUAUGUCCCAGUACAGUUACAAAUAAAACAUAACUGAAAGAAGAACAGUUUUAUGAUUUGGGUGCAUUUUUGUGUUUAUACUGGGCCAAGUCCCAGUAGAGCCGGUCAACAAAUGAGACUCAAUUCAACCAAAAAUACAGGGAAGGGGAGGAUGUUUAAGUUGGGGGGCGGGUGCGAAAAGAGGGGAAAGGAUGAGAAUGAUGUAUUUUUCUGCUGAAUCAGAAUUCACUUAAAGAUAACUCAUGUGAAAGUGGUGCUCUUGAAUAAAAUGAAUUCUAUAUUAGUUGUCUGUGUUUAUCAAAGUUUUUUUGUUUUUUUUUCCUCUUCUAACUGCAGAAUCUCUUCAAGCACAGCCCUCACUUCAGAGAGGUGGAAGGUAAUAAAUAGCCAGGCACCUUCAAAAUAUUUGAAUCAGGAUUCAGGGGCAGAGGCAUUUGGAGGUUUAUAUGUAUCGUUCUAGCCUAAAAAAAAAAAAAGUUUCAAAGAAGAUGUUGUAACUAAAUAACUUUUCUUUGGAGGUUAACAUAAAUAAAAACCAUCCACUGAUCUGUCCAGCCAUGGUGUCAAAUGCCUCUGUUCAUUUGGAACUUUAGUGUGCCACCUACUGCUCCGGAGGGAUUAGAGAUUCCCUAUUGGUGACCUGGGACUAGAUCAGAUGCCAAAUGUAUCAAGUUUCUUAAUAGCUAGGCUUAUAUCUUCUGAAGUCAUCCCACUUUAGCCAAAUCUUUUUAAUUUCACUGGCAAAUCUGUGAAACAAAAUGCUUGAUGUUCAAAAAAAAGUACAUUUUAAAAGCUGUGAUUUUAAACAGUUGUUAAUGUUUUUUUAAAAAAAGCAGAGGUAUUUUUAAAAAUAGAUCUCUUCCAUCAAAAUUGAUUUGUUUCUGUUAUUAACUUGAAAUGUCAUCAAAGUUUUAAAUAAAAUGCAUGUUUUUUUAAUGUUAUUUUAUAGAAAAAUAUAACCAGAUCUCAUUGUUGGAAAACCAGGAAUGAACAAAUAAACAGAUUUACAAAGGCUGUUUUUUAAUCAGUCUGCCCCAAACAGAAAUGUUGCAGACAGAUAUAUUUGUAUUAUAUAAUGAUGAUCAAUGUAUGUAAUAAGAACCUGAGCAUUGUUCUGUAUUAAGUAAAAUCUUUACCAAA
Messenger RNA from Bubalus bubalis (water buffalo), 5865 nucleotides. It is a transcript of the gene POU4F1, whose product is annotated as POU class 4 homeobox 1. Gene Ontology annotation, biological process: regulation of transcription by RNA polymerase II. The record is from RefSeq and is a predicted model, not a curated record. Bases 1249 to 2514 code for a protein of 421 amino acids. Lineage: Eukaryota; Metazoa; Chordata; Mammalia; Artiodactyla; Bovidae. Gene Ontology annotation, molecular function: DNA-binding transcription factor activity, RNA polymerase II-specific; RNA polymerase II cis-regulatory region sequence-specific DNA binding. The transcript has 2 exons.